Microtus ochrogaster (prairie vole) is the source of this 1219-nucleotide messenger RNA. RefSeq names its product alveolar macrophage chemotactic factor. The record is from RefSeq and is a predicted model, not a curated record. Gene Ontology annotation, molecular function: chemokine activity. NCBI's taxonomy places the organism in Eukaryota, Metazoa, Chordata, Mammalia, Rodentia, Cricetidae. Gene Ontology annotation, cellular component: extracellular region. Gene Ontology annotation, biological process: chemotaxis; defense response; immune response.
UCCACAAUGAGCCUCCUGCCCUGCCAUGCUGCCCACAUCCCUGGCGGUUCCCGCUCGCUGUUCACGGUGCUGUCGUUUCUGCUGCUGCUCACACUGCAGCAGCAUCUAGCAGAAGGAGGCCCUUCCGCGGUCUUAACCGCCACAACGGAGCUGCGUUGCGUUUGCUUAACCAUAACUUCAAGAGUUAAUCCCAAAAUGAUUGCUAAUAUGGAGGUGAUCGCUGCAGGUCCACAGUGCCCCAGGGUGGAAGUCAUAGCUAAGUUGAAGAACAAGAAGGAGGUCUGUCUGGACCCAGAAGCUCCUUUGAUGAAGAAAAUCAUUCAGAAAAUACUGGACAGUGGAAAUAAGAAAACCAAGAGAAAUGCACUUGCCCUGGAAAAAUCGCCCAGGCCUUAACAGAAAAAUCUCUGAGGACUCUGGCCCCAUUGAAGACAAGACAGAAGGGCUGAUUUUUUUUCCCCUAGUAAUUUUCUUUGUGAACUCCUGGCUUUGAAGAGGAAAGGGAAGCCACUGUCCCUGCAGCUUUCUGUUCAGUUUACGAGCGUAUUUAGCAAAGCACACCCCAUUCUUUUCUACGGUCUGUUACACUACUGGGAAUUGUGGCAUUUUAGCUUGUAAGUCAAGACUCUUUGGUUGUCAAUGUUUUACAAUGUUUUGAAUUGAAAGUGACUAUUGCAUUUUUGUCUCUAGAAAAAAAAUAUGUAUGUCUGUUUAUGCAUGUAUGCCUUGUAGUGUUCAUGGGAAGGCUGUGGAAUUAACAUAUUAAUGAAGUUCUUUUAGAAGUUGUUGAUGGGGACACCCUCAUCCUUUCUCAUAUGAAAUGGGAACUGUGUUGCUGUUGCUGCCUGUGUGUGUUCACCUUUCUUACAACUGAGCCUGGGGUGGUAUAUAACUUUAUGAUAUUAGCAAGCUGGUAUGCCAUGCAGAAACCUGUAUAGAAUACAUUUCCUUAUUUAGAAUUUCUACAUGUGUAAGUUCUAGAAGGAUUGAUGUAUUCUCAUCUUACAAUUUUAGACAUUUGAUGUCUUCUUAGUAUGGCAUAAUGUCAUGACUUAUCAUCAAACUUAUUGUGUGCUAUUUAUUGACUAGUUUACUAGUAUUACUAUUCGGGUCACUACGUGCAUGUUAUAGGUAGAUGAAGAAGAUAAGAAGCAGGUAAAUUCCUGUCUAGUUUUCAUAAAAACACAUUUAACAGCUAUUUUUAGUAAGAGAAACUUUA